Messenger RNA from Phasianus colchicus (ring-necked pheasant), 1164 nucleotides. It is a transcript of the gene IGFBP1, whose product is annotated as insulin like growth factor binding protein 1. Gene Ontology annotation, molecular function: insulin-like growth factor II binding; insulin-like growth factor I binding. The record is from RefSeq and is a predicted model, not a curated record. Gene Ontology annotation, biological process: regulation of insulin-like growth factor receptor signaling pathway. Lineage: Eukaryota; Metazoa; Chordata; Aves; Galliformes; Phasianidae. Gene Ontology annotation, cellular component: extracellular region.
UAGUGGUCAGGAACUCGAACCUUCAGUGCAAUGACGUUUCUCUAGUUCAGAUAAUAGUUAACUCGAGGUUAAAGAUUAAUAGCCAAGGCAAAUGGCUGUAUAAAUGGCUCGGGCUAGCGGGAUGUACGUAUGUACCCUGCCUCCAGCUCCCCACGCCGCUGAGGUGCGAUCCCUCGCCAACGACAUGAACUGCCCGCGGUCCCUGCUGAGCCGCUGCUGGCUGCCUCCCCUGCUGCUGCCGGCGCUGCUGGGCCCUCGCCUCGUAGCCGCCGCAUCCCCGCAGCCCCUGCAGUGUGCGCCGUGCACGCAGGAGAAGCUGGCCCUCUGCCCGGCCAUCGAGCCCGGCUGCCCUGAGACGGCUCGGCAGCCCGGCUGCGGCUGUUGCCAGACCUGCGCCCUCGGGCCGGGCCAGUCGUGCGGGGUCUACACGACUCGCUGUCGCCACGGUCUCCGCUGUCGCGUCCCGUCGGGUGUGACCCGGCCCCUCUCCGCCCUCAUCCAGGGCCAAGGAAAGUGCCUGCCCGCCAGCGAAGCUGGAGGGACGCGCUCAGCUGAGCCGGCAGAUUCUACUGAGCCUGAGGAUAUACCUUUAGAAAGCUCUGAAAUGACACAGGAUCAGAUGAUGAGCUAUCAGAUGAUGUUUCCCAUGAGCCAGGACAAAUCCAUCCCUUGGAAUUUCAUCACUGUAUAUGAAAACAUGAAAGCAAAGAGAAUAUUUGAACUCAAGAAAUGGAAAGAACAGGGACCUUGUCAGAAGGAGCUCUAUAGAGCUCUAUAUAAAUUGGCAAAGGCUCAGCAGAGAAGUGGAGGGGACAUUUACAAAUUCUAUUUACCCAACUGCAACAAGAAUGGAUUUUACCACAGCAAACAGUGUGAAACUUCACUGGAUGGAGAGUCUGCUGGGUGCUGGUGUGUCUAUCCAAAUAAUGGAAAAAAAAUUCCUGGAUCCCCAGAAGUGAAAGGAGACUCUGAUUGCCAACAGUAUCUCAGAUCAGAAGAAUAAAACCAGUCACAUUCAUUUACACCAGGUUCUCUGUGGAGCUUGAACUUAUCAGGAGCCAUUUCAGGCAGGAGACAUUCCAAGAAGGUAGCUGCAGGCUCACGGGCAGCCCCAUAAAAUAGCUUUUUUUACUGUACUGGCAUUACUUAGAUGCAAAAUUGACA